This is a messenger RNA of Anneissia japonica, 2010 nucleotides long. Its product is annotated as probable G-protein coupled receptor No18. Gene Ontology annotation, molecular function: G protein-coupled amine receptor activity. Lineage: Eukaryota; Metazoa; Echinodermata; Crinoidea; Comatulida; Comatulidae. Bases 736 to 2010 code for a protein of 424 amino acids. Gene Ontology annotation, biological process: adenylate cyclase-activating adrenergic receptor signaling pathway. Gene Ontology annotation, cellular component: membrane. The record is from RefSeq and is a predicted model, not a curated record. The transcript is spliced from 2 exons.
CAUGGAUUCGUCAUUGCAUGGUCAGAGCGAGCUUGACCAUAGGCAUAAUUAUUUGAUUUUUAAUUACGACCUUGGUGGAUAGAAGCGUUAAAUGACUUGGUAACCUCUACAUCACUCACGUUGUCCGCACCAUAGAGACAACGUAAACGAAAUAGAAACAACAUUGACUCCCUGAUUGAAGUCUACACAUUUCACUAUUCCAGCGGAUAUGUAGGCCUAAUUUGUGUCUAUUCGUGAAUAUAUUCCGGGAUCAACGAUACGAAAAGACGCGUGUUUGGUGUUGAAUAGCUUGCCAUCAUGAUAUUUAAGGUUUCUCCGAGGUCAUCAAUGAAGAUGUUGCCGUCACAAGUUCAUAUCAGCAAUAGUCAUCUAAUUUGAAAUAAAGGACCAUGUGAGGUCACUCCACUAAUUAUCAAACCCCUUCAGACAAUAUGAAAAAAAAAAAUCAUCUGGGGUUGUUCAUUAAAACGAUUUUCAACUCAUCAAGUCGACAAUUUCUCUGAAACGCAGUGAACCCACAAGACCGACAGCUAAAUUCGAUUAGCCAAUAGAAAACGUUGCAUUUAUGCAUCGAAUUCUAUCCAACGUCAUAUUUACAUCGGAUAAAUACCGUAAACGGUCUAUGCUUGAAGUUAAGACAUUGCAUUUGAGGAUAUUUGUGUUUGAUUCGUUCUAUGGAAUAAUAGACCCAGAUUGAAAGACUUUGUACCCAUAGCACAGUGAAAGUGUGUAACAAUGACCGUACAAGAUCUAAAUGUCACGACUAAGUCGCAACCCGACAGGUGGAUCUUUGAGACUUACAAAGUGGGACUAAUAUCACUAACACUAUCGGUUAUCAUUAUUUGUACAAUUGUCGGUAAUAUUCUUGUAAUUGUGUCCAUUAUUACGCAGCGAGCAUUGCAGACGGUUCAAAACUAUUUUAUCGUUUCACUUGCUGCUGCAGAUUUGACGGUUGCCGUGUUUGUGCUUCCCAUAUGUGUAUAUUACUAUUUGAUCGGCUACUGGUCGAUGAGCUUCAUAGCUUGCGAUCUAUGGCGGACGUUAGAUGUCUGCUUAUGUACAGCAUCUAUCUUAAACAUCUGUGCAAUAGCCCUGGAUCGAUAUUGGGCAAUUACCGAUUCGAUCAAUUACGCUGGUAAGCGGACGCGGCCCCGCGUACUGACCGCCAUAGCGUUGGUUUGGAUUGUGAGCGUCUUGGUGUCUGUACCUCCACUCUUCUGGUUGGAUGACCACGAGCGCGACUCUUACGACAACUUGCAAGAAACACAAUGUAACCUCUCUGACGAAAAAGUCUACAUUGUCUUGUCCGCCAUGAGUUCUUUUUUCUUACCGUUCCUUCUAAUGGCCGUCGUUUACAUGCGUAUUUACUGGGCCGCACGACUGAGUCUACGAUCUAAAAUUACAACGAACAAAUUCAGAAAAGACUAUGCUGUUGCGCUGAAGGAAUGUGAGACAAAUUUCACAGUAUCAAUACGGACGAAUUAUUCAGGGCUGGGGAGCCCUCGCCAAUUUAAACCCAAAAGAUCAGAAAAAAGAGAACAUUUUCACGCGUCGAAAGGCACUAAUUUAUCGAAGUCACACGAAUUACAUUCAUUCGAAUCAUUGGUUGUUUUGGACGAAAAGGAAAGAGCACAGGUCGAAGAGAGUAAACCAGGCAAUGUUUGGAGUUUGAUAGAUAAGCACAAACAACAACAGCAUAGGAUUAACAUGAAGAAGGAGAGGAAAGCGGCUCGGACCCUUGGUGUCAUUGUUGGUUGUUUUAGUAUUUGCUGGUUCCCCUUCUUCCUAAUGUACGUUAUCCUUCCUUUUUGUUCAACGUGCUCAGUAAGCCCACAGUUAGUCCAGUUUAUCACUUGGGUAGGCUAUAUAAAUAGUAUGCUAAACCCAAUAAUUUAUACAAUAUUUAAUCGCGAUUUUAGGAACGCUUUUACCAAAAUCCUCUUUGGUAGAUGUAAGCAUAGUAGAGAUAGUAGAGAUUCAACAAAACAAAUUCGAUUUAACUGUCAUUAA